Molecule: messenger RNA, 1582 nt
Organism: Fragaria vesca subsp. vesca
Lineage: Eukaryota; Viridiplantae; Streptophyta; Magnoliopsida; Rosales; Rosaceae
Product: casein kinase II subunit alpha, chloroplastic-like
Exons: 10
Coding region: 1-1254 (417 amino acids)
Biological process (GO): protein phosphorylation
Cellular component (GO): cytosol; nucleus; protein kinase CK2 complex
Molecular function (GO): protein serine/threonine kinase activity; ATP binding
Source: RefSeq, a predicted model, not a curated record
AUGGCCAUAAGGCCCUCCUUGGAAUUCACCGUCUCCAACCACCACAAGCUCCUCUCUCCUUUCCUCCUCACCCGCCCUUCCUUCUUCUCCGCUUCUCCCUCCAAGCCUCUCCUCCUCCUCCUCCUCCGCCGCAUCGCUUACUCCGCGACUCCCCUCACGCGCCCCAACCCCCACCGCCCUCAGCGGCCGCUCCACCCGCCCACCGAAACCCUGGCGCAGAAGAUCUGUAAAUCGAUUCGCCGCCCCGGCGCCGCCUCCAAGGCCCGGAUAUACUCCGAUGUCAACGUCAUCCGCCCCAAGGAGUACUGGGACUACGAAGCCCUCACCGUCCAAUGGGGGGAGCAGGACGAUUACGAGGUGGUGAGGAAGGUUGGGAGGGGGAAAUACAGCGAGGUUUUCGAGGGGGUUCACUGUACAGAUAACGAGAAAUGUAUCAUCAAGAUUCUCAAGCCUGUUAAAAAGAAGAAGAUUAAGAGGGAGAUUAAAAUAUUGCAGAAUCUUUGUGGAGGCCCGAAUAUUGUGAAGUUGCUUGAUAUCGUCAGAGACCAGCAAUCAAAGACGCCAAGUCUUAUUUUUGAAUAUGUGAAUAAUACAGAUUUUAAAGUGCUGUAUCCAACACUUUCAGACUAUGACAUACGAUACUACAUCUAUGAACUUCUCAAGGCUUUGGAUUAUUGCCACUCACAAGGUAUUAUGCAUCGAGAUGUGAAGCCCCAUAACGUUAUGAUUGAUCAUGAGCAGCGUAAGCUGCGCCUUAUUGAUUGGGGCCUUGCAGAGUUCUACCAUCCUGAGAAAGAGUAUAAUGUUCGCGUUGCUUCAAGGUAUUUCAAAGGUCCGGAGCUUCUUGUUGAUUUACAAGAUUAUGACUAUUCUUUGGACUUGUGGAGUCUCGGUUGUAUGUUUGCUGGAAUGAUAUUUCGUAAGGAGCCAUUCUUCUAUGGACAUGAUAACUACGAUCAGCUAGUGAAAAUAGCGAAGGUACUUGGAACCGAUGAAUUAACUACUUAUCUACACAAGUAUCGCAUAGAGUUGGAUCCACAUCUUGGUGCUCUUGUGGGGAGGCAUAGCAGGAAACCAUGGACAAAAUUCAUUAAUGUUGAUAAUCAGCAUUUAGCAGUUCCUGAGGCCAUCGAUUUUGUAGACAAGUUGCUACGUUAUGAUCACCAGGAAAGGCCAACUGCAAAGGAAGCGAUGGCCCAUGCUUACUUCUACCCAAUUAGAAAUGCAGAAAGCAGCAGAGCUCGUACCCAAUAGAUGCUUGUUGAAUCAUGGUGUCUUCUUUGUGGCGAAUCCACCAACCGUAAUUUCUGCCCCGAGUUUUUCUUGUGGUAUUUGAGUGCAGAUAUAGGGUUUGCCAGUGUUUGGGUUGUCAUAAAACUCGGUUUUGAUAAAAACUCAUUAUGCUGUUAGAUUUCUGUGUACUUGUUAGUCCAUUUUUGUGUGCACCCCAAACUGUGAAUGUAUUAUUUAUCUGAUUCAGGCAGAAUUUAACUCCAUUCCUUUUCAAUCAAUGAAAGAUCAAUGUGUGCUUUGUGAACUCCAUUUUUGUCGAUCAAUGAAAGAUUUGUACUGUUAUUUUGGC